AUGAACGAAGUCGGGGAGAUGGAUAAAGAAAUAUCACUACCUUUAAAUCACAUAGUCGAUUGGACCAAAUUUUACAAAGUGAAUUCUGUUGACCAGUUUAGUAAUAUUGACAAGGGUGAAAAGUCUGUGCUCAUGUUUUCAUUUCAGACCGAAGUAGUACCAGACAUUUACGCGAUUGAAAAAUUGAUAACUGUCGCUACUGCUAACCACGUGAGACUCUUUCUAGUUUGCGAGAGUUGCGAUAUGGUCGAGAGAUAUCGUGUAGAGACUCUUCCAACAGUCAUUAUAUUCCACCUCAGAAAAGAGGUCUUCCGAUUUACAUUCGCCUCAAUACAAAAUGUUAUAAAAGGACUUACUUAUAUAUAA
Molecule: messenger RNA, 366 nt
Organism: Entamoeba invadens IP1
Lineage: Eukaryota; Evosea; Mastigamoebida; Endamoebidae
Exons: 1
Coding region: 1-366 (121 amino acids)
Source: RefSeq, a predicted model, not a curated record